Cynocephalus volans (Philippine flying lemur) is the source of this 876-nucleotide messenger RNA. RefSeq names its product chromosome 11 C3orf49 homolog (gene C11H3orf49). NCBI's taxonomy places the organism in Eukaryota, Metazoa, Chordata, Mammalia, Dermoptera, Cynocephalidae. The record is from RefSeq and is a predicted model, not a curated record.
AUGGCCCAGGCUCAGGUGUAUCUACCAGAAUGUUUUAAAGUUGCCUAUGGAAAAGUGGGCCAGUACCAAAGAUUCCAGCAACUCAAAAAGAAAAAUGGUUCAUUUAAAAGAAAGGGGAUUGAAAGAUAGCGUAGAGCUAUGUCUACCAACUUAAUAAAACAAAAUGUAUUGGUCCCCAAAGAGGGAUCAUCCAGUGACAGUGACAUGGCAUUUCAUGAAAGCCAGCAAAAUCAGAAAAAAAAUGUGAAGAAAGUGAAGACUGCUUUUAGGAGGAUGCUGUCAUACAAGUAUAGGAAGAAGCCAGCAAGUGCCAGCAAAGAGGGCUCAGCUAAGCCUAGCCUCCUUUCAAAUACACAGAGCCUUUUUCCUUGAAUUGUCAAGGAGCUGCCAUCUCCCAACUUAUUUACCAAACCAAGAAUAAGAAGGCUCCCAGAGAAUGCAACUAUACAACUUGGUGUUGUAGAAGCAGAGACAGAGGAGAUAACCCGAGGAAAUACACUCCUCCAGGCCAGGAGAACCAUUAAGUGGUUAUCUAUGACAUCUCUUCCUUCAGGAUUGCAAAAGGUUCCAUAUUCAUCAAAAAAAAGACAACACUUUCCAGCACUUAAUAAAAAGAAACAUGGCAUGGAAACCAUCCUCCAAAAAUCAGAUUUGAUAGUAGGAAAACUUCAAAUGCAGGUGGAUGACCUCAUAGAAACAGUAACUGAUAAAUACAUGAACCUAUUGGCCCAAAGAAACGCUGAGCUUCAACAGUGUGAGUGUCUAGGGGACGAAAUUCUUCAGUCUUCUAAGCAGUUCCAGAGGAUAUCCAAGAGAACCACGAGGAAAUAUAAAUUGAAAAAUGUGUGUUUCCCGUGCACCUGCUGCUGUUUCUGA